AUUGAACGCGAGAAAGCCGAUCUCAGCGUCCAAGUCAUUCAAAUGUCUGAACGCCUCGAGGAAGCUGAAGGUGGUGCCGAACAUCAAUUCGAAGCCAAUCGCAAGCGCGACAGCGAAUUGUUGAAAAUGCGCAAAAUGCUUGAAGAUGUCCAUUUGGAAUCCGAAGAAACCGCUAUGUUGCUUAAGAAGAAGCACAACGAAAUUGUUGCCGAUUUCCAGGAACAAAUCGAAAUCCUGACUAAAUCAAAGAGCAGAGCCGAAAAAGAAAAAGCUAAAUUCCAAGCUGAAGUCUACGAAUUGCUUAGCCAAGUCGAACAAUACAACAAGGAAAAACUCAUUAGCAGCAAGACCAUUGAAAAGUUGGAAGUCACCAUUUCCGAAUUGCAUGUUAAGAUCGAAGAAAUCAAUCGCACUGUUAUCGAUAUUACCUCUCACAAGACUCGCCUCUCGCAAGAGAACAUUGAAUUGAUCAAGGACGUCCAAGAUCUCAAGUCUCAACUCGAUACCGUCUCAUAUUCCAAGAGCCAAGUUAUCUCCCAAUUGGAAGAUGCCCGUCGCCGUUUGGAAGAUGAAGACCGUCGUCGCUCUAUGUUGGAAUCUUCCCUUCAUCAAGUUGAAAGCGAAUUGGAAUCGAUUCGCAUUCAACUCGAAGAAGAGUCUGAAGCUCGCAUUGACUUGGAACGUCAGUUGGUCAAGGCCAAUGGUGAUGCUGCUUCCUGGCAAAACAAAUACUCUGCCGAGGUAGCCGCUCGUGCCGAAGAGUGCGAAGAAAUCCGCCGUAAAUAUCAAGUACGCAUCACUGAAUUGGAGGAACACGUUGAGUCCUGCAUUGUUAAGAUCAAUAACUUGGAGAAACAAAAGACUCGCUUGUCCAGCGAAGUUGAAGUACUCAUCAUCGAUUUGGAGAAGGCCAAUAACACAUGCCGCGAAUUGAACAAAUCCGUUACCACCUUGGAGAAACACAAUGUUGAAUUGAAGAGCCGUUUGGAGGAGACCAUCAUCAUGUACGAGAAUUCACAACGUGACUUGAAGAACAAGCAAGCCGAUUUGCAACGUACCAUCCAUGAAUUGGAAAAGGUCAAGGAUGCUAACAACCAAUUGGCUCGUGAGAACAAAAAAAUGGGAGAUGAUCUCCACGAAGCUAAGGGCACCAUAAAUGAAAUGAACCGCCGUUUGCACGAAUUUGAAUUGGAAUUGCGUCGCUUGGAAAAUGAACGUGAUGAAUUGACUGCUGCCUAUAAGGAAGCUGAAGCUGGCCGCAAGGCUGAAGAACAACGUGCUCAACGCUUGUCUGCUGACUUCAACCAAUUCCGUCACGACGCUGAACGUCGUUUGGCCGAAAAGGAUGAAGAAAUCGAAUGCAUCCGAUUUUCUUCCGAUUUAAUUUUAGAAAAUAAUGCUACUGAUUAA
This is a messenger RNA of Lucilia sericata (common green bottle fly), 1410 nucleotides long. Its product is annotated as paramyosin, long form-like. The annotation marks the transcript as partial. Lineage: Eukaryota; Metazoa; Arthropoda; Insecta; Diptera; Calliphoridae. The transcript has 6 exons. The record is from RefSeq and is a predicted model, not a curated record. Gene Ontology annotation, cellular component: myosin complex.